AUGGUCCUCAAUCAGUGUGCAAACGUGACGAUGAUAGAAGAAAAGUUGAGCAAGUUGAUGGAAGAAAUCGAAUCUGUGGAAGCUGAUGAGAGCGAAGAUACCAGUGACGACGAAGAAACCAAAACAAACGUGCAUGAGGCUAAUUUUGAUAUGUUAAUGGCGCCUGAAUGGGAUGUGCAUAGCUUCGAAGAGAAAACGAUGAUAAAAGAUUCCAUGGAAGCAUCUUCUUCAGUGGUGGUUAGUUCGUGCCUGAAAAAGCGUAAAGCCGAGUUCGACCCGGAGGAUGAGGAAGAAAGCAAUGGUGAGAAAGAAGAAGGCAGUGAUGGGAAAGCCAAAAUUGAGGAGCCUAAGGCUAAAACAGAUUAUUACUUUAAGGUGCCAGAAUGGGAUGUGGACAGUUUCGAUGCGCUUAAGCCAACUGAUCAUUACAAAGGAUUUAGACCAAUGAAUUUGGAGUGGGAAGCGAUUAGGGGUAUAAAAAACUUUCGCGAGUACAGGGAAGAGAUGGUCUAUGUUGUCUCCAAAAACUUAACCAAGACAAGGUUUGAUUUGAAUGUGGAGUUGGUUGAAGUUGUGAGAGGUUAUUAUCGCGGAGGACCUAAAUCGAAGUCAUACAUUACAUUCAUGGUAAGGAAGAAGCCAGAUGGACCUCUUGGUGAGUAUCAAGCCAAGUGUAUGGUCACUUUACACAGAAAGAGGCAUCCCAUCCUCUGUAGGCCGACUCCUACACCAAAGCCAUAA
Molecule: messenger RNA, 741 nt
Organism: Arabidopsis thaliana (thale cress)
Lineage: Eukaryota; Viridiplantae; Streptophyta; Magnoliopsida; Brassicales; Brassicaceae
Product: Cystatin/monellin superfamily protein
Exons: 4
Coding region: 1-741 (246 amino acids)
Source: RefSeq, marked reviewed